This is a messenger RNA of Galendromus occidentalis (western predatory mite), 2462 nucleotides long. Its product is annotated as protein Hook homolog 3. Gene Ontology annotation, biological process: cytoskeleton-dependent intracellular transport; cytoplasmic microtubule organization. Lineage: Eukaryota; Metazoa; Arthropoda; Arachnida; Mesostigmata; Phytoseiidae. The transcript has 10 exons. The record is from RefSeq and is a predicted model, not a curated record. Gene Ontology annotation, cellular component: cytoplasm; centrosome. Bases 171 to 2111 code for a protein of 646 amino acids. Gene Ontology annotation, molecular function: microtubule binding; dynein light intermediate chain binding.
GCUGUGUAGUUGCUGCUAGUUGGUGCUGCUGGUGUGCCCGUCGUUCCGUAGCUUCCUAGCAUUCUUGUGUUGUGGAGUGUUCGACAAUAUUGUGGGGAAUCGCGGGGGCGACGAAAUGAUGGCUGCGUCGCCUAAAAGUUGAAAGAGGUCACUGGAUCUUCCCAAGUGCGAUGGAUAACUUCACCAAGGCCCUGCUGAACUGGCUGGAUGCCUCGUUCAGUAUUCCAAUGCCGCAUUCGACGCCGGAGGAGCUAUCAGACGGAACGGCAUUGGCCUUCGUAUUGAAUCAGAUAGACGCUGAGUUCUUCGAUGACCAAUGGCUGAACAAGCUCAGACCGGACUGUGGCGACAACUGGAGGUUGAAGGUCUCAAACGUGAAGAAAGUCAUCGGCAAGGUUGUCGACUACUACAGUGAGGUGUUGAGCAUAGCUCUUACUUUGAACGAGGCGCAGCUAGCAGCAUCCGUUGGGGAACACUCAAAAGAUGUCGGACGCCUCUUACAACUCGUGCUGGGAACGGCCGUCAAUUGCAACAAAAAAGAGAAAUACAUACAGAUCAUCAUGCAGCUCGAGGAGGCUAUCCAACACGUCGUUAUGAAGGCGAUUCAAGAGAUCAUGGCGAACACGCAUUCGCUUCCGCCGCCGCCAGCCGCCGAUCCGAUAAGUCCAGCGGGUCUCUCGGGUGAAGAGGUUGUGAAACGACUCGAAGAGCGGCUCUCGCAGGAAGAGAAGAUCCGAGAAGAACUCCAGCAGAAGCUCCACGAUCUCGAGGGAGUUCUUCAAAACGAACGGCAAGAGAAAACUCUUGUCGUUGAGGAGCUGCGAGACCUGCAAAACAAGCUGGCCAACGAGGAAGCGCCUCAAUCAAUGGGUGAGAGGGUGCGUCAGCAGCGCGACCAGAAGACGAGACUCGAAAGUGAGCUGUUCAAGAUGGAGCUAGCGAAAGAAGAGUUGAGAUCGAAGCUCGAGGAAGCUGAGGCUCAUGCAAGGGAACUCCAGAAUCGGAAUGAGGAACUGCUGAAAGAUCGGGAGGACCUCAGCAUUCUGAAAGAUGAGCUCGAUGUCUUGAGACAUACAAACGAGCAAGUUGGGCGCUACGAGGCUUCCCUCGAAAUGUAUCGGAAGAAAAUGGAAGAAAUGAGUGACAUGAAGAAGCAAUUCAAAAUGAUGGAGGAGAAAAACGCGGAAUAUCUCCAGACAAUCGUCAGACACGAAGAAGAGCUGUCCCGGGUGUCGACAUUGAAGGCGCAAAUUGACGUGUACAAGAAAGAAACGCAUAUGCUCCGCGAGAGAUUGACUGAAGAAAUUCAGAGAGCGGAUCACGCGGAGUUUGAGAACAGGCGCGCCGAAGAGAAAAUGGCUGCGAUGUCCUCUGAAAAGGAACGGAUACUCAUCGAGCGCAAUACAUUGAGGGAGAGCGUCGAAGAACUGAAGGCUAACAAGCAGAAUCCUCUCGAGGUCCCCGGGGGGAAGAUGAUGCGAGGGGGCAGCGACUUGUUGGAGGAUUCGCCAGCUCUACUUAAAGAGAAGCUAUAUCGACUCCAAGUUGAAAACGAAGGUCUCAAGAAAGGGCAAACGAGUGCCGAUGCGGAUGCCUACAAAGAACUCCACGAUGACAUGAAGAAGCUCCUAGAGGAGACCGAACAGAAGCUCCGAGCCGCCAACUUGAAAAUCUUGGAGUUGGAGUCUCAGAGCGCCGACAACUCGCUGCUUCGAGAUCUGAACGACAAAGUAGCCAAAUUGACCCGUGAGCUCGAGAUCAAGAAACAAGAACUGCGUAACUCGGAGGACAAGUACGAUAAGUGCAUCGCGAAAGCCAAGACAGUCCUGAAAAACUUGAAUGACAGCGGAACCGAGGCCGCCCUGCGCCAUGAACUGUCGGAGAAGAAUCAGCUCAUUUCGAAAUUGGAGAAGGACGUUGCUCAGAUGAGAACUCAAUAUGACUCACAAGAGAGACUCAUCAUGACCGCCCUUCACAACUUCGGAGCCCACGAACAGCGUCGCGCCGCUGAGCAGCGUUUGGCGAGCGGAAGUUUCCUCAACACACAACGACAGAGCACGGCACGGAAACACAAUCUCAGCGGAAUUCAGUCGAGCGAGUUCUUCAAGUAAAGGUAGAGCUAGCAGACUGGCAGCUCGCUGUGAUCCACCCACCUCGUUCUGAACCUCUUCUACCAGCGGGCGUCUCGGCGAAAUCGGAAAAUUCUCCAGAUUCUCAAUCAUCGCGUCGCCUUCGAUGUGGACCUUCGGACCUGUCCGGCAACUUGAACUCGAGGAUACUCCCUGGCCCGCUGAACUCUGGUUUCCGUCCUCUGCAAUAAUUCUAUGUUCACGAUAGGUAUACGGACUCGUUCUUGCAGAGCGAAUGAUGAUCGAGGGUUGGUCGAUCGCUCGAGCAAACUGCUGAGAGAUGAGAGCGAGACGUCUCGACAACCCACCCUAUUCUAUGACUUCCGGGUGAUC